UUAACACAUUAACUGAUGAAUAUACAAAAAACCAUGGCUACAGAAAGUUGGGAUACUGAUGAUGUUGUAGUUGGUGCUGCUAGCCAACUUGCCGAGGCACCGGAGGUGAAGCUGUUUGGCCGCUGGAGUUGUGAUGACGUUCAAGUCAGUGACAUCAGUUUAACUGAUUAUAUUGCUGUGAAAGAAAAGUUUGCAAAGUAUCUUCCACACAGCGCUGGACGAUAUGCUGCUAAGCGAUUCAGGAAGGCCCAGUGUCCAGCUGUGGAACGUCUGACCAACUCUAUGAUGAUGCAUGGACGUAACAAUGGCAAAAAGCUGCUGACCAUGCGCAUUGUUAAGCAUGCUUUUGAGAUCAUUCAUCUUCUGACUGGAGAGAACCCACUCCAGGUCCUUGUUAAUGCCAUCAUUAACAGUGGACCAAGAGAAGAUUCCACCCGUAUUGGUCGUGCUGGUACUGUCCGUCGUCAAGCUGUUGAUGUCUCUCCUCUGCGUAGAGUCAACCAGGCCAUCUGGCUAUUGUGCACUGGAGCUCGUGAAGCAUCCUUUAGGAACAUCAAGACCAUUGCUGAGUGCUUGGCUGAUGAGCUGAUCAACGCCGCUAAGGGAUCUUCCAACUCCUAUGCCAUCAAGAAGAAGGAUGAACUUGAGAGAGUGGCCAAGUCCAACCGUUAAGGAUGCAGAUUAAAGUACAGUAAUAUAGAAACCAUGGUAAAAGGUCAAAAUGAUGGUGACCCCACUUAUGAAUAUUCAUAAGCAUUUAUGUAAACACAGCUCUGUUGAAAGUACAGAUUUGUAAAAUACAUUGGUAACUAAAA
This is a messenger RNA of Anneissia japonica, 815 nucleotides long. Its product is annotated as 40S ribosomal protein S5. Gene Ontology annotation, molecular function: rRNA binding; structural constituent of ribosome; mRNA binding. The transcript has 6 exons. Lineage: Eukaryota; Metazoa; Echinodermata; Crinoidea; Comatulida; Comatulidae. The record is from RefSeq and is a predicted model, not a curated record. Gene Ontology annotation, biological process: ribosomal small subunit assembly; translation. Gene Ontology annotation, cellular component: cytosolic small ribosomal subunit; ribosome. The coding region runs from base 16 to 672 and encodes 218 amino acids.